GUAGGUUCCACAAUGGUACAGCCAGCAUCACGCUGCACAAUGGUUUCCAGGCAGUGAAAGAGCGUGAUUCAGCAAGCCACUCUUUUUUUUUUUUUUUUCCCCCCCCUCCCGUCUCUUUUAUUUCGUUAUUAUCAGACAUUUUACCUCCCCUUUUUUUGUUCUGCUCUUCCCUCUCCCCCAGGCUUUUUGUUCAGUUCUCUAAAGGAAAACCUUGAUUUUCCUUGAAUCCUACUGCCCAUCUUUUUAUUUUUUUAAAUUAUUAUUAUAAAUAGCCCAUCUUUUCCUCGGCACUGUUUGGAAUGUGAUUUAAAAAUAACCACCUAAAGUCGCAGUUUGGGGGAAAGGUUGCUGGACGAGGAGAAUAGCUCGCAAGCACGGAAUGGGCUAGUGUUAGAAACCUGUACCAGCAGCAGGCCAGACUCAAAUAUCAGCUAUGGCAAACUGUGCAUGACGUUGAUGCCUUUGAACUGUUUCCUAUAGAUGAGGCCUAGCACGUGCUGUGGAUAGUGCCCAUUGUUACCGAGGAAGAUGAAAUGGAUGGUGUCUUAGGACAUUGGCACCAACAGGGUGAGCUAGCACUUGACUGUCUGAUAGUGUGAAUCCUGCAGCAGCUUCUUAUUGCAAAACAACAACAAAAACUUAAGAAAGAUUCCUUUGAAAUUGUGGAAGUGGCUUGAGAUUCCAGGUAUUUAUGAGCCGGCAUUUCUUGUAUUAUUGUGGUGAACCUACCCUGGAUGUGAAGAUUGCCUUUUGUCAGGUGUGUGUUCCUUACAGGUAAAACAAGGGAUUUGGGAAACAAGUGGAUGUGUCAUAUAUUGCCAAACAUUACAACAUGAGCAAAAGCAAAGUUGACAACCAGUUCUACAGUGUGGAAGUAGGUGACUCGACCUUCACAGUUCUCAAACGCUACCAGAACUUGAAACCUAUUGGCUCUGGGGCUCAGGGAAUAGUUUGUGCUGCAUAUGAUGCCGUCCUUGACAGAAAUGUGGCCAUUAAGAAGCUCAGCAGACCAUUUCAGAACCAAACUCACGCCAAGCGAGCUUACAGGGAGCUGGUCCUCAUGAAGUGUGUGAAUCAUAAAAACAUUAUCAGUUUAUUAAAUGUCUUCACACCACAGAAAUCUCUGGAGGAGUUCCAGGAUGUUUACCUGGUAAUGGAGUUAAUGGAUGCCAACCUGUGCCAGGUCAUUCAGAUGGAGCUAGACCAUGAACGAAUGUCUUAUCUACUGUACCAAAUGCUCUGUGGUAUCAAACAUCUUCACUCUGCAGGAAUUAUCCAUAGGGAUUUAAAACCGAGUAAUAUUGUCGUGAAAUCUGACUGCACGCUGAAGAUUUUGGAUUUUGGACUGGCCAGGACUGCAGGCACCAGCUUCAUGAUGACUCCAUAUGUGGUGACACGUUACUACAGAGCACCAGAGGUCAUCUUGGGCAUGGGCUACAAGGAGAAUGUGGAUAUAUGGUCUGUGGGAUGCAUUAUGGGAGAAAUGGUUCGCCACAAAAUCCUCUUUCCAGGAAGGGACUAUAUUGAUCAGUGGAACAAAGUUAUUGAGCAGUUGGGAACACCCUGUCCAGAAUUCAUGAAGAAGCUGCAGCCGACGGUACGGAACUACGUUGAGAACAGACCCAAGUAUGCUGGCCUCACUUUUCCCAAACUUUUUCCAGACUCUCUCUUCCCAGCCGACUCAGAACACAACAAACUCAAAGCCAGCCAAGCCAGGGACCUUUUAUCAAAGAUGCUAGUCAUUGAUCCGGCCAAGCGAAUAUCAGUAGAUGAAGCCUUACAGCAUCCAUACAUUAAUGUCUGGUAUGACCCAGCAGAAGUGGAGGCGCCACCGCCUCAGAUAUAUGAUAAACAGCUGGAUGAAAGGGAACAUACAAUCGAGGAAUGGAAAGAACUCAUUUACAAAGAAGUAAUGAAUUCUGAAGAAAAGAUGAAAAACGGUGUAGUAAAAGGACAGCCUUCUCCUUCAGCACAGGUGCAGCAGUGAACAGCAGUGAGAGCCUCCCUCCAUCCUCAUCUGUCAACGACAUCUCAUCCAUGUCCACGGAUCAAACCCUGGCGUCUGACACAGACAGCAGCCUGGAAGCUUCUGCGGGACCCCUCGGUUGUUGCAGGUGACUAGCCGCCUGCCUGCGAAACCCAGCGUUCUUCAGAGGAUGAUGUAAUUUAGGGGGAAAAAUUAACAGGAGUUAAGAGAUGAAAAGGAAGAGAAAUAAAAUACAAAGAUUUAAAUGAAACAAACAAAAAAAAUAAAGCUUUUCAACCUGCUUCUCCUACAGAGUUAUGUAAUGCAGCUAAGCGCAAGUGUAUAUUUAACUUAUAGUUGCUCUGCUUUGGUCUUCUUCCAACGAUGCUUACUGGGGAGGGGGUGUGGAAAGGAACUGAAAAAUCCUUUUUUUUACCCCCUCCCCAUAAGAUGUAAAAUCAAUGGCUGCAAAACCAGCAACCUGCAACUCUCCUUUUCUCACUGGCAUGACAAGGUGCGCAGUAACCAUUCUCCAACAUACAAGUGUGUAUCUGCCUUCACUCUCUGUUCUGUCAUCUUCUGCCCAGUGAGGCAAAUAGGGAUAUACAUCAAUUUUUCUUCAUAUGUGAAUAGCACAUACACACACACAUGCCGAUAGAAUUAUGGCAGUGUAUGCAACUGUGUGCCUAUAGGACAUGCACAUCUGCGUACAUUCUUAGUGUGCACUCCACAACUAAAUGGCCCAUUUCAGGUGAACUAUAUACAGGAUAUUACCACUAUAUAUUGUCUCUGCUUGUUCAUACGUUCUUGUAUGAGGAUUUGUGGAAGUGUAAAUAACCACAUUAAACUGCGGCUCCCUCAGACACUUGAAGAUGUAGCACCAAAAUUUCUGCUGAGAGUUGUAUAUAUUUUGAAAUAAUAACCACUUUGUAUUGAAAGAAGAUGCCACAGAGCUUCAUAGAAAAAUGUUUGUUUGUAAAUGUUAAGACUUGUUGUUCUGAUUUUUAGAGCAGAUAUGCCAAGCUAAGGCCAGGUUAGAAGGAAGCACAUGUAUCUUUGUAAGCUACAGGGAACAAGAAUGACUUUUUUUUGAAGCGUGUCUAAACCCGGAAGAUGUAUCUCAGUAAGCAACUUUUCUUGUUACUGUUAAGUGAGUUAUCAUCUUAGUUCAUAGAUAGGCUCACUAUUAUGAAUUACGUGUGUGUUUGUAUGGUAGGGUGUAUGACAGGGCUGGGCAACAGGCAGAUUAUGGUCAAAAGGACAUGCACAACUAGUCUUUAUUUUACAUCUAGAUCUUUACUAGGUUAAAUACAGAAAGGAUAUUUGUGGCUCACUCCCUCUUAGUGUAUGUUUGCAGCUUAGAGGUUGUUUUCCCUUUAAAUCAUUCCCUUGCAGGGAUCUCUGCUACUAAGAGAGCCCGCAUUCCCUAGUGACUUUAGCUCUUCAUUUGCUUACGCCAAAUUAUGUGAUUACCCAGGAAGUUUUAUCAGCUGUGUUACAUGGAAAAGAGCCAGAGUGUAUUUUAAGUAAUAGCGGAGGAUGCCAAUCAACUAGUGCACUGGGCUGAAAGGGUCAUCUUAGGCAGUUUUAACAAGUUCCGAAGAACCCAACAGUGACUGAAUAUUAAAUUGAUUUUGCCAGAUAGUAACACGUACUAGUAUUCCCAAUAGUAAGUAAUAGCAGGCAUUUUUACCAGAAUAUGGCACAUCUCCACACAAUUUCAGAAGAACUGUACAUUUUUUCAAGCCAAAACAACAAUUAGCAUUUUCCACUGCAAAGGCAUCAUUACUUGAGUCGGAAAUUAACUAAAAUCUGAGUCAUCUCACUUCUUACCAAAAUGUGCCAGGUAAACUGAAAUUAGCUAAAUCAUGCUCUAAUGCUUUCCCAAAUGUCAAAGGGAGAGGUGGUUUAGAAUAUACUAUUGGAUUAAAUUCACUAAUUCUUAGGUAUUCAUAAUUGUACUUAAAUAGGACUGUACUAUUAGCUGUCCCACAGGCCUGCCUUUCUAAUCAAGUCAGAUCUUGUUCAAAGGGAAGAAAGCAAAGAAAGAAACUUUUCUCCAGGAUGAGGUGGUGAGGGGAGAUAAAAAUUAAGUGGAUAUAAAGUAAUUUCAGAAUUGGUAAGUCUGAGGUGUCUCAAAAUUGCCAUAGAAAAAAUGCUGGUUGUUUUGGUGUGUGUUUGUGUUCAGCGUUUUUUGUUUUGGUUUGGUUUUCCCCCCUACGUAUAUUUUUGGUAUAUUUCUCUGGAAAGCUCUUUUCAUAAUGAGAAGUAAUUGUAAAAGCAAUAAUUUACUACUGCUAAAAAUAUUUAGCAAUAUUCUCUUUCAAGCCAUGAAACAUCAAAUCAUUGUUGAGUGAUGUAACUCCUACUUCAAAGGCAAUGAUCAUGAAAGUAUUGAAAGGUAAACAGCAAUGCUUUCUAGGUAUGAAGGCAAUAACACCAAGGGUGACUUCUUAGCAAUAAUGAAAUGUAUCGCCUCCAGAUAUAAUUCGUCAUAGAUAUAUAUUAAAAAUAAUCAGGUAACUACUAUGACCUCUUUUAUAUUCCUUAGUGUGCACCAUUUGGGUGUGUUAUUUCAACAAGUAUGUCAAAGAGGCAAAGAUGUUAUGUAAGAAAAACUGCAAAUAACCCCACAGAUGUUGAACGUAGAAACUAAGAAUAAUCACUGUUCAUAAUCAUAUUAUGGAGAUGUGGCACGAGCAAUAGCAUAGAAGCCAUUUAUAGUAGACUGAUGCUUACAGAUCUCCCAUGUUUCAUCAACUGAAGCAAAAAAAACCUGCUCUUAGUCCCACGGUAUAGUUCAGUCCUAUUUGGGUUCCUGAGUGCUGGCUGGAGAAUUGGUCACCAUAGAAGGUGUCCUAGUGAUCGACACUAACUGAACCCACAGCAGGGAAGCAAUACAGCUUUAUUCCCGGAAGCCCUGAUUCCGCUAAGCACCAGUGCUUGUACAAACGUUUCAUAGACCAUAGGGAUGCUGACAUAAUUUUAACCAGGAUGUGCUCUUGUCCUUUGCUCAGCAGCGAUCGACAUCAGCAUGUGCUUAAGUGCCUUGCUGAAAUGGGACCUAUAAGAAUUACUGCAUCUCUUUCUUUGUCCUCAAAUUAGUCUCCUUUAUGAGAAGCUCUAUCUGGGGGAGGAGACUUGGGGCUGUCCACAUUGGACACUAGAAAAAAGCCAUCAGUGAAGAAAAGCAAUAGUUCUUUGUAUGUCCAAACUGAUGUAGUGGUCAUCAAACAGGAAUAUUAUUCUUUGUUUUGCUUUGUGCCAGGAAGUCAGCACUGUCAGCUGACACUUUAGAAAAAUCAGUGUACUCUUGCAUAAAAGAUUGCAGUGAUGAUGUUCUGUAGCUGUCUUACAGUAAACAAAAUUUUCCUUUCAGAUUCUAGAAGUUUUGAUACCCUUCACUUCAAGUCUGUUCCCUUUAAUCCCAAUAUAUUGUGUUCAGUCUGGUAACGAUAGAUGCUUUUCUUAUUUUCCUUGCCAGUGGUAUUUCAAAUCUACCUCUGUUUAAAAUGUUACUAAAUUGUACUCGAGUAACAAUUUUCACCUCACUCUCUGAGGUCUGCAGCUGUAAAUGUAAUUGCCACUGCUGAAGAGGUAUAGGAAAUUGGGAAACAAGAGAUCUAUGACAGAUGCUCCAAGGUAUUUAGGCACUAAAGGGGCAAUCAGAAAGCCCAUGCCAGAAGUGGCACAUCUUCCAUCAGCACGAAUGGCAGCUGGACACCUUUGUAUUUUUGAAAAUAUGCCGAAGAGCCUAUUAGCAUCUUAAGUGCCUGAAUACCAUAAGAAAUUCUGUCCCAUGUGGCUUGUCAUGUAAAUGGCCAUAAGCAGGUUAACUCUCAGUGAUUGCUCAGAGCUCUAGCUGCAAAAAAAACAGCAUUGAGGAGGUAGAGAGGAAAGUUGCUGCAAAAUAUUUCUGCUUUAUUUUCAGAUGGCAUGCUUCUGGAGAGUGCGAGAAACUAAAAAAGAAAAAAAAUAAGGUCAGAAUUCCUCUUAAAAGACCCCCCCUCCCUUUUCCUUCUCCCUAAUGAAUUUAAAUGAGGACAAGGUAUUGAUUUGCUUCAAGUUGAUGUACGGUUAUGCAUGUUUUCAGUCAAAAAUUUUCUGUAAUUUUUGAAAUCAGUUUUCAGAUACUGGCUUGAUAGCUGGAAUUGUGAGGUUUGACUAUAUUCCAUUUAAAUGUAAUAGAUCUUUAGAGAGUUCAAAUGUUUGAGUUGGUCACACACCAAUUUAUGCAAAUCGCAUUGUUAUUGGGAAUCCUCCCAUACUACCUAUGAUUACAUGGUACAGAUAGAUUCAGAAAUCUUAGCAAGCUUGCAUUAUGUAAAGUGGAGCUUAAAUUGGAGUACAAGUAUGGUAACUUGUCCAAAAAAACCAAACCAAAACCAGAAAACCACCACCACCACAACAACAAAGAAACUACAACAAACCCACAGAAAGCCUGAUCAGUUACUUCCCUGAUGCACUGAUGGUUUUUCUCUGGAAAUCACCAGUUCCUGGAUGAUAUUGGCUUCUGGAGAUUACACAAGACAGAUAAACAUGUCACUGCAUCACUUUUCUAAACUUAUAACCAAUAAUAGGUCAAUACAUAUGGGUUUAUCUUCACAUAUAUUGCUUUACCUUCCAGCUUUGGGCUAAUGAUACUGAAGAAAUUAGACUUGCUGGAGUGCCUUUAGGAAAUUUUCCAAAGUAGUGCGACUUAACUGAUUUGGAUUGUAUUCUAAUGUUUGUCAGUGAGCACCAGUGAUUUGAUUUCCACCAAUGUAUUUUCUCAUUAAAAAUAUGCUAAUGUUCAAGAUUAGAACUGCCUGAGAGAACCCAUUUCAGCAAAUCUCCCAAAUGUGUUUUGAGUGUCCCAAAAUCCUUAGAAAAGGUAAUUGAAAUAUUUUAAUUUAAAAUAAGUUUUAAUAGCCAACGUUAGCUUAUUUAUAUUAAACACUUGGCAGUAUUUCAAAGGAUCAAAAAUUAUUUUAGUUUCAGAUCUAUCUAUAUUUUUUUCCUCAUGCUUAUUGAGAUUUUAAAAUUUUGUGUGAAUUUGAACAUGAAAAAUAAUGAAAAUCUUUUUAAAAGGGCAUUUUGCAACAAUCUCUGUCAGCUUGCAGGGAGAGCAAUAUGAAAGCAAACCUGCAGGGAAGGAUUAGACUUUCAGUUGUCUGGCAAAAUAGUCUGAGUUAGUGGUUCAUUUUAAGUAUAGGCUUUUGUUUCUCUUUGCAUCCAUAUGUGUGCGUAGGAAAGAGAGGUGGUACAUAUGGAUGUGAUUUUUAGAACCUGUGUUGUAUUUGUAUUUGUUCCAAGUUCUCAGUGUGGAUAAAGAGUGUAAUUGUAACAUAAUCAGACAUCUUCAAGAAUCUGACGGCUGUGCUUAUUUGAACUUCCACCACUUUACAAAGGACACAGUUCACUAAUUGCAACCUCAAGGUGAUCUUUUUCAGACACACAAUAAGAAAAUCACGUUUGAGUAUUCCACAAAUACGUAAUUUCUUAAUUAGUAAAAUGCUUGGAAGAGGCGUGGGGAAAAGGUGAAUGUGUCAUUUUCACCGAUGAGCUGGAAAACAGACCUGUCAGUAGAAUCUUCUUAGUGUAUUAAGAACUUGCCAGUGUGGCCUAUUUUUUUUUUUUUUCUUUUUAAAAAUUAACUACUGAUUGCAAGAGGUGAACUGCUUUGACUUGGUUUCUGUUCAGGCUCAUUGACCUAUGGCAAGUUUGAGUUAUAAAGAGGGUUUGAUUUGACAAAAGAAUGUUGAAAAACUUCAACUGAGGCUAAUGGUGCCUUUUUAAUUGAGUGUGAAAAGCUGAAAAGCACAUAUUGAAGGAAGACACAGUCAGUUUGGAAAAUAAAUGUAUCCCUACCAUGCUUAUCGUUUCAGACAGGUAAGCCUGUCUCUUUUGCUAAUUUUCCCUGAACAGAGCCAUUCUUGUCUUCUGGAAAGCAAGGUAUUUAUAAUGUAAAUAGCUGUAUUGAAUUUUUUCCUUCCUCUGUAACUAAUAUGUAAUAAUCCAACACACUAUUUCUGGUAAAUCUUUUACAAUAAGGCUGCUGUAUGCCUAAAUAUGGUUGACCUCUGACCUUUUCCUAAGUCACAUGCUGAACAGGAGGGUACUGGAGGUUUCAGUGUACAUAUAGAAUCAUGUAUAUUUAGUAAAUUGAGUAAGUGGGACUUAUGGCCAGUAUACAUUAAAGCCACAACAGUAACAAAGCUCCAGAUCUUAACUAGCGAAAACAACUGUUCACCUUGCCAUGUCCAUCCUGUGAUAAGAUCUAAGUUGCACCUGCCUGUAGUUCUGCAUGAUCAGACUUCAAAGUAUAACUAACAAGAUCUGUAAUGUAUCAGUGUUGAUAAACAUGGCGGGGAGGGUAGGGGGGGGGGAAGAAAAAAAAAAAAAAAACACAAGAAAAAACUUGACCAACAAAAGAAAAUCAGCAGCAGCAACCGCUCGUAUCAAGACUGGAAGACUUGUCCAAUUUUGUUGCACAGUUAUAGCUGAAAGGGAUCAGCAGUGUCAGCAUAAUGGACUGCAGUAAUGACAUUUGUUAUGGAACCAACCUUAUUUCCAUAUUGUUCUGUUUUUACCCUGUUUUUCUUUGACCAUCUGCUGUUCCCUCUGUGUAGUAUAGGGGAGAACAGGGUCUCAGUCAUCAGUGUUUUUAUGGAUCAAUGUUGCAUCGUUGAUUUCUGUUCAUUUAGCGAUUACUGAACUAAGAAAGGAAUCUGGUGUCCUCCCACAUGUCAGGAGGAAUCCUGUCAGAGCUUCCUCAUGAGGAUACUCUUCUCACUGCUGUCUUGACUCCUGUCAGUUGAAUGACUUUGUUCCCGAUAAACAGCACAACGCAGCAAACCAUAUUGAUCGAGGGCUUCAUCACACGUGCGUUGUGCAUUUGUACUUUCACUGGGGCUCAAAGUCAUGCGGGGACAGGACUCAGCUGAAACAUGGUAUGUACUCUAUGCAUGACGCCUAUAUUACACCUUUAUGACCUUAUAGUGGGGAAAACUACUGAUAUUUACAGAUGUGGAUUUGGACCAUCUUUUUGUGGGGGGACGAAAGUUGUAGUGAACUUCGGUCCUUAUCCCAAGUACCACUCGCUCCUACCCAGAGCAGCUAAGUGGAAGGUAAAGCGGUGCGGGGGCCUGCUGGAAGGCUGUGCACAGAGGUGAAUUUCAUGCUGUUUGAAUGUGAUCUUGCCAAAAAAAAAACCUGUAUGUCUAGCAGGGGAGCCUGUGACUGUUCUAUAAGGAGUGUUUGUGUUGUUUACUUUAAAACAAGCUUUGCUAAUUAAAAUAGUGUAUUCUGGA
Messenger RNA from Columba livia (rock pigeon), 9258 nucleotides. RefSeq names its product mitogen-activated protein kinase 10 (gene MAPK10). Bases 833 to 1987 code for a protein of 384 amino acids. The transcript is spliced from 16 exons. The record is from RefSeq and is a predicted model, not a curated record. NCBI's taxonomy places the organism in Eukaryota, Metazoa, Chordata, Aves, Columbiformes, Columbidae. Gene Ontology annotation, molecular function: ATP binding; JUN kinase activity. Gene Ontology annotation, biological process: JNK cascade; protein phosphorylation. Gene Ontology annotation, cellular component: nucleus; cytoplasm.